AUGGUUGUUCGUACUCUAGUAUUAGUUGUGCUGUGUGUCAGCUUCACACUAGCUGAGCAGACCAUCUUCACAAAUGACGAGAUUUCGGAGCUGUUUAAAACGGCUCUCAACAGGUACAAGAAGUUCUCAGAACGUGGCAACAUACCAGCCCCCGGUGUGCCAUCGACUUUCACACGUCACAUAAUACAAGGCAAACUGAUGAAGCUGGACUACGUACUACAUGUAAUUGAUACACUGAAGCUCUACAAAGUGAUCGUGCCAGAUGAAUUUGUCGUCGAGCAAUCUCAACUCGCAGAUCUGAAGGGGGUAUUUCAAGAAACAGCUAAAGAAAUUUUACUUUUGGUCAAGGAAAUAGAGGUUACCCAACCGACGGGCACUCGCUUGAGAGUUUCCCUCAAGUGGCCUCAGAGCACUCCCUUCAAUAAACUCUAUGAGUUCGACUUUAGCUUCCCUAUUAUCUCUAAGUACCGCAAACCAGCCCCUAACAUCGUUUUAAGUCAACUAGAUAUCAUCACGGUGGUGACAGAAGCUUUUAAUCGUUUCAAAGAAUUCACCGAUUUUGUCAACCAGCUGGGUAAUGCAAAACCAUACUCUUUGUUCAAUUUUCAAAACGUAUUAAAGAUUCAAAACAACGACUUGCAAUUGUCCUACAUAAUCGAUGAUGCAGAGAAGAUAUUCACGGCUGAGGCACACGACAAGUUCCUUGUUAAAGAAUCAGAUUUUUCAAUAAUCGAAAAUGCACUGGAAACGCCUAAAAGUAGUAUGCCUGACUCUGGUACUAUUGGUGUAUCUCCUCGACUAGUUAAUGGUCAUAAGUUUGUGUAUAUUCACUGGAAGGCCCCCUCUAAUAACUAUGAGUUUCGAUUAUCCUUCCAUGUGGAUAGUGGGCACAAAUCCUCUCUCCUGCUGAAGCUGUUGGCUCAUCUUAUUCAUUAG
Messenger RNA from Halichondria panicea, 936 nucleotides. RefSeq lists its product as uncharacterized. Bases 1 to 936 code for a protein of 311 amino acids. The record is from RefSeq and is a predicted model, not a curated record. NCBI's taxonomy places the organism in Eukaryota, Metazoa, Porifera, Demospongiae, Suberitida, Halichondriidae. The transcript has a single exon.